Molecule: messenger RNA, 556 nt
Organism: Brassica napus (rape)
Lineage: Eukaryota; Viridiplantae; Streptophyta; Magnoliopsida; Brassicales; Brassicaceae
Exons: 2
Coding region: 76-528 (150 amino acids)
Source: RefSeq, a predicted model, not a curated record
UACAAAAAAAAAAUGUAAAGGAGAAACUGAUCAAGCUCGUUUACAAAACCAUCAACAUUCUACAAAGCAAAGAAUAUGUACAGAUCUGCGAGUUGGAACCGUGCCACGGAAGACUACUCGUCCGCACCGCCCAAAGGAUUGUGGAUGGGCUCCAUGAUCGGUCCCCUUGACGAAGACGAGCCACCUUCCUACAAUAAUCCACCAGCGGAUGAAAUGGUUAAGAAGGAGAAGUCACCUGCCAAGUUCGCUGAAAAGGCUAUUCACAUCAUUCCUUUUGUUCUUCUUGCAUGUGCUCUCGUCCUUUGGCUCUUCUCAAAUCCAGAUGUGGUGGAUGUUGGGAUGAGAGAGGAAUCUAUUGCGGCUAGGAUUGAAGGACUGACGAUAGAAGGAGACAUCGACAAUGAUAGUGAUGGAACUCAGACUGGUUUCUUGGGCGCAACCUUAGAGCUCAGUGGUGAUUCAGACAAAACACAUUAUGCUGAUCGGAACAGACGAGCUUCAAGGAAACUGAUUAAAGGCUUCUACUAGUUAAUAAUAAAUCAACCACCAAUCCAUU